UUUUGCUCCUUUUUGAAUCUGCUGACGUUAAAUCUAAAGCAAAAGCUUUGUGUUUCAUUCAGCUAGCUGCCAUUUCUAUUAAAAAAAUAUUUCCCCAUUUCCUGUGUGAGGAAACCUGCCAGUGCUGUAGCUUGCACUGACAGAAUAAGAAAAGAAAAAAGCUGUCAUUCUGAUGUCAGAGUUGCCGGAUGUUGGUGGCUUUGCACAGAGUUUCCACAGAAGUCACAACUCCAUACCUCCAGGCACUUUCACAACAUGGUCUGCACUUCUCAGUAGCCUUUGGCUGCCUUAUAAUGAACUGACUUCUCUCUCUGUCAGCUCCUCAGAGUCAGAUUCUGUCCUCUAGAGGCAAAACCAGGACUCCUCUUGUUAUGGGAGGUUCAUAUUUUCCUUAUACCCCUAAAAAACCCACGAACAUCUCUGAAUUAUUAUUUAUGAAACACAAAUCUGUGAUACUGCAGUGGGUUUAGGUUUUUGAUGACAGUAGAAUGUAUUCCAUCGGUACAUCUUUAUCUAGACCUUCACUAUAGCAGACAUGUUUUUUAUAAGUCUGGAUUUAUUGCUCCUAUCUGGCUCCCCUGCAGACUGAACACGUCUGGACACGAAAUGUAGACAAAAUCUAAACUUUACACUUCGCCUUGGAGGAAGACUCUUGAAGCCCCAGCUUUGUCUUUUUUUUUUUUGUUUUUUAAUCUUGAAUAUUAAUGUAAUGCUAACAAUAAAAAUGCCGCAUGUGACAAUCAUAUCCAGAUUGAAUAAAAUUGUUCAAAAAAAUACCGUUGGAUCAUUCUGUUUACAUGAUCUUCGAGGCUGAAAGCUCGACAACCUGGGAGAACAAAUAGCACAAAAAAAUAUAAGUGGUUUCCAUAGCAACCCAACCCUCGAUAGGGGGAACUCCACGCCGCACUUAUUUGCUGUCCAGACUUUUGCUUCCUGUCAAAAUCAGCACACACUGAAGUUUCUGCUUGAACUACAAAAGAACACAAAAAAGAAAAGAAAGAAAGGGAGGCCUUUAAUCUGAUGAGGGUGAGAAAGCUUCAGAGAGAGAUCAUCUCUCGACUUUCUGCAUCCCCACCCUCCUCGCAUCCACAGACGGGGCUGGACCAAGCAGCAGGUGGUGCAGAAGGGAGGUCUGGACGUGGGAUUUACAGAUCCCCGACUGCGCCGGACAAGCAUGGAGGAGCAAUAAAUCCCAGCUUCUAUGUGAGUACAACUGUUGAUCCUGAUGCUUUUGUUUCCUCAAAUUAUGUUUUGUGAGAAUACACUAGUGUGCUUUGUCUUGGUCUCAUGGGAAAACAUUUCUGCAAUUUUAGUUAAUAGAAAAAAAUGAAAAACUUUCAAACAUUUUUUUCUUUUUUUUACAGAUUUGAUGGGUAAUUACUGUUGAAGCUUAGAUGGUGCUUGUUAAGUUUUUUUUUUAUUAUAUAAAGGUUUAGGCUGCUUAUUUCACUUAAAGGUUGAUAUUUUUCAAGAAAGAUAUCAAGAAUUAUGUUGCCCUGGUGCUCAUAUAGUCAAUGUACAUAUUUUAGAUAACUGCAUUAAAGGGUGCUUUUAUUGAAGAGCCUGCAUUAAUAUUGCAGAGGUUGUUCUCUAAUAAAAAAAUAAAACCAUGAAGAUGAUAAAUGUCUGAGAAAGACCACUUUAACCUAUCCAAAAACAGAAUGUUAGAAAGAGAAUUUUGAUUGAAAACGUCAACUUUUUGGUUUAUGAUAUAAAAGUUAUUAAAUGCUGGGGUUGUUUUUUAUGAAUAGUGAUUAUUUCUUGCCAAAACCAGUUGGAGUGAGCUUUGGUUGUCUGUGGAUUUUGAAGGAGGAUUUCAAUGAAUCUGUUUAAGUCUGAGGCUUGAAUGUUAAUGUGUCCUUAUAGCAGUCUGCUAUCCACUUUCCUAUCUGUAAAAGCUGUAAUUUAAGCGUCAUCGAAUAAGCUUUUCUUUUUAACAAAAAUACCCCAAAACAGGGGGCCAAACAAACACUAUCAUAACUGAAAAAGGCCUUUUUUCUGGCCUCUUCCUCUAAUGAUAUUUCUGUCAUUUUCUCUCCUCCUCUUCACUCCGCAGCUCAGGUGUCACAGCAAUAGCAUCCCUCGCUGCAUAAAGAUUCACAUGUUUGGAGAGACAGCAGUUCUCCAAUUGGAUGACUCAAAAGAGGCGAGGAAAGAUGCCCUCUAAUCUCAGGGGCACAAAUUAAAAAAAAAAAAAAAAAAAACGUGACUCAGCGAAAGGCCGCGGGCGCUUUGAAGACAUGGAGGCGCUUCUGUUUUGCAUCAAUAAUGUACAGGCAGAUGGAACCUGAUGUUGGGAUGGGGUCGAGGACUCUCGUCACCUGACUUUUGUCAACAUGUGCCUGCAGGAUAAAUGAGCCUCCUUUCCAAGAGACUAAACUGGGAACUUGCAGGGCUCAGUGAUGUAGUGGCUACGUUUGAUGUACAUGUGGCUCCUUUAAGACGGGCCGACCACAGUCAGCAUGGAACGGCAGACUCCUGCUUUGAUGUGGAUACAUGACAACACCACAGAACCACUGAACACUUCAGAUGCAUUCAACUGCACAGAUCUGAGUGAAAACUCUGACAAGUACCAGUCUUACGUAGUUGGUCUUUUCCUGUCCUGUCUGUACACCAUCCUCCUCUUUCCCAUUGGAUUCAUUGGCAACAUCUUGAUACUGGUGGUGAACCUGAACCACAGAGAGAAGAUGACCAUCCCUGAUGUCUACUUUGUGAACCUCGCAGUGGCAGACCUCAUCCUGGUGGCGGAUUCCCUCAUUGAGGUUUUCAAUCUGAAUGAGAAGUAUUACGACUAUGCGGUCCUCUGCACCUUCAUGUCCCUUUUCCUGCAGGUCAACAUGUACAGCAGCAUCUUCUUUCUCACCUGGAUGAGCUUUGACAGGUACGUGGCCCUGGCGAGCUCCAUGAACAGCAGCCCACUGAGGACCAUGCAGCACGCCAAGCUUAGCUGUGGUCUCAUUUGGAUGGCCUCCAUCCUGGCCACGCUCCUCCCGUUCACCAUCGUGCAGACGCAGCACAGGGGUGAGCUACACUUCUGCUUUGCCAACGUCUACGAGAUCCAGUGGCUGGAGGCUCAGAAGCACCGUGGGCUGUGGCCGCGCCGGCAGAAAGCUCUACGCAUGAUCGUGGUGGUGGUCCUCGUCUUCUUCAUCUGCUGGCUGCCAGAAAACGUCUUCAUCAGCAUCCAGUUACUGCAGGGAAAAGCUGACUCAUCGCAAAGGACUGCCGUCACCCUGUGGCACGACUACCCCCUCACGGGUCACAUUGUCAACCUGGCAGCUUUCUCCAACAGCUGCCUCAACCCCAUUAUCUACAGCUUUCUCGGGGAAACCUUCAGGGACAAACUGCGCCUCUUCAUUAAGCAAAACGCCAGCUGGUCUUUGGUAAACCGCUUUUGCCACCAUGGCCUCGAUUUACACCUUUCAGUCAGGAGCAAAGUGUCUGAAGUGUGACUGCAAACAUUCUAUGAAGCCAUCUGUUCUGCCUUCUUCACGUCAUUCUUGAAUAGCAUCCAUCCAGCUGCUUUCUAUCAUCCAAAAGUUGACAUAAUCUCCCCGACGACUGAACAAAAAGAAAAAACGAACCCCUGAAGACGAAUUUCAUGUCUUCAGUAUAUUGGAAAGGCAAAGCUCAUGUCAGCUAAAUCAGUUUGUCUUCACAUUUUGCUUUUUUUGAUUUAAGUUUAUUUGUUUAAUUGUAUUUUUAAGUUAGCAGUGUGGCUACGUAGUACAGUACGUGAAAGGAAAUUAAAGAUAAAAGCAUUUAAAAGCCUUUUUUUAUUUUAAACUGAAACACAAAGGAAGAGCCAGGACACACUGGAGAGACUUCGUCUCUUGGCUGGCCUGG
This is a messenger RNA of Oryzias melastigma (Indian medaka), 3846 nucleotides long. RefSeq names its product G protein-coupled estrogen receptor 1 (gene gper1). Gene Ontology annotation, cellular component: membrane. Lineage: Eukaryota; Metazoa; Chordata; Actinopteri; Beloniformes; Adrianichthyidae. Bases 2463 to 3452 code for a protein of 329 amino acids. The transcript has 2 exons. The record is from RefSeq and is a predicted model, not a curated record. Gene Ontology annotation, biological process: G protein-coupled receptor signaling pathway; cellular response to estradiol stimulus. Gene Ontology annotation, molecular function: nuclear estrogen receptor activity; G protein-coupled receptor activity.